Schistosoma haematobium is the source of this 4898-nucleotide messenger RNA. Its product is annotated as Centrin-3. The transcript is spliced from 6 exons. The record is from RefSeq and is a predicted model, not a curated record. Gene Ontology annotation, cellular component: microtubule organizing center; myosin II complex. NCBI's taxonomy places the organism in Eukaryota, Metazoa, Platyhelminthes, Trematoda, Strigeidida, Schistosomatidae. Gene Ontology annotation, molecular function: microtubule binding; calcium ion binding. Bases 47 to 538 code for a protein of 163 amino acids. Gene Ontology annotation, biological process: spindle pole body duplication.
AUUGAACAAAGUUGGGGAAGUUUCGAAGACAUAGUUUUUCCUAGUGAUGGACUCAGGAAUUAUAGAUAAUAUUCGACGUCGGAAACGAAGAGAACUUACAGCAGGACAAAAACAAGAAAUCGUUGAAGCAUUUGACCUUUUUGAUACAGAUAAAGAUCAACAGAUCAGUUAUUACGAAUUCAAGGUUGCACUUCGAGCACUUGGAUUUGAGUUAAAAAAACAAGAGGUUCUAAAAACUUUGGAGGACUACAACAUCAAAGAAGAUUCUGGAAAACUACGAUUUGAAGAUUUCAAUGAAAUAGUGACAGAUAUGAUUUUAGACAGGGAUCCUGUCACGGAAAUGGUACGAGCCUUCAAGCUGUUCGAUGAAGAUGAUUCUGGAAAAAUUACUUAUCGUAACCUAAAAAAGAUCUCCAAAGAACUUGGUGAAAAUUUAUCAGAUCAGGAACUUCGUGCUAUGAUAGAGGAAUUUGAUCAAGACGGAGAUGGUGCGCUUAAUUUGGAAGAAUUUAUGGCGUUAAUGACAAAGGAAAUAUAAUUCACCAAAUUGUUUAUUGAAUCAAACCAACAACUGUGUACUUAAUUAUCCCAGUUAAAUACAUAUCAUCAUUCUUCUGAACUCAGUUUGAUAUGACCAGUAUAGUUUGAAUCUGCCUUCCUUUUGAAUUUGAUGCUGCUUUUUGUGUUUGUGAAUGAUCAGCUCCCGAUAUGGGUGGUGAUUAUUGUUGAUGGCAGUUGAUCUACACUAAAAAAGUACUUCAUCUUAUUUAUUUCCUCUUACCGGGCAUCAUCAUCUAUGUAUAUUAUCAUUCUGGUCAAUUCUUUAAAAUAUUUCACAAAUAAUCUACAUUCUUCUACUUUUAUUGUUCACAGCUUUCUCACAUCUGUGUGAAAUUAUAUACGUAUAUAAAUAUCAUGUCUAACGUAAAAGCAACAAGAAAUGCUCUAAGUCAUAGUUAAACAUAAUCUAUACGAAAAUAUAGGUUUCAUAACUUUUGACAACCUGAUUUGAUUGUCGCUGUAAUCAUCAAGUAAAUACACUUGAUUAUUGUGUGGUGUUAUGUAAUAAAACCAACUUUACAUAUCUUUUGUUAACGUGAUAAUCAGUUUUGAUAAUAACAAUUGGAGAAAUCCAGGACUUUGUCAUUGUUUAUCAGAUUAUAUAAUCCAUUCGAUAGAGUACUAACCUGUUAAUGUGAGGAUUGUUGGUAUAAAUAUAUUCACUUUUAACGCUCUCAUCAAUUGGAUCGAAUAAUUAACCACGUAGCAGUAACCAAUCCCUUGUCUAGACCUCAGCUAUGAACAUAUCUUACUAGUCGGUAUCAUAGCGCACUUUGUUUGAUGUUAAGUAUUUGAAGGUAAUCAACAGAAAGUCAGCUACAACGUAGGACUAGGCACAUAUAUACAUCGGUCCAAGUUGCCACACCUCAUUAGCGCAACAAGAUAAACACCAAAUUCAUAGAAGUAGUCACUUCAGUGAUAGUAAUGCAUAAAAGAAAGAUUGUAUAUAUAGUGCAGGGAGAAAGAAUUAGUUCGCAGAAAGAAAGACGUAAAGUAAUUUUAAUCUCACGGUUUAAGGAAAGACAAAGAGUGAUCGAUUCUGAGCCAUGUCACCCAGAGCCUCCAACCAUUGGUUACGGUAGUCACGCUGACCCCAACCAAGUAGUCUGCAUUUACCAACAUGGCUCAGACUAGGAGUUAGUGACUCCAAGGACUGGUGCCACUUUUUGGUUUGGCCACCCCUAACUUUCUUCCAACCAUCUUCAACACUAGUCAGCAUUGCGCGUCGUGGUAAACGGUGUUCAGGCAUGCGUAAAACGUGGCCCAACCAUCUCAGUCGAUGAAGAUUCGCGACCUCACCAACUGAUUUAUCAUCAUUCCCUAAUACUCUGCGCCUAACCUCACUAUUACUUACCCGGUGAUCCAAGCAGAUGCGAGCAAUAUUUCUAAGACAUCUUUGACCAAAUGCUAGUAACUUACGAGUAUCCUCUACCCUUCAACACCACGUUUCGCAGCCGUAAAGAAGAACAGAACGAACUGCUGUGCAGUAUACUCAUCCUUUAAUUGAUAGACGGAUAUCUCGCCCUUACCAUAGGUGACGUGAGUUGACAAAAGCCAAACGAGUUUUCUGAGUCCGUGCUGAGAUUUCAUCAGACACCAUCCCAUUUGGGCUGAUCAGAUGUGUUCAACUACUUCACUUCCGAUCCUUAGCUAAGGUGCUGACUCAGGCAGUUUUGAAGCAACAACUUGCAUUUAGCGUAGGAAGAACACACACCAAACACCCUGGCAUUGUUGGUCAAUGCUACUGAAGGACUUUGCAUUUUAUCAGCGUCUUCAAGAAACAGGACUAUGUCACCUGCAUAUUCUAAGCCCAUAAGUGGACCUCUUGGUAGAUGGUCAAUUCCUGAAAGUUCAGUCGACGAGAGAGUUAUUUCCAGCAGUAGGUCUGUGAUGAAAUUAAACAAAAAUGGAGAUAGUGAACAGUCUUAUCGGACACCAUUUGGGGUCGCAAAAUCAGAUGACAGUUCUCCAUAAGCUCUGACUCGACUGAUAGUGUUCGAGUAAAAAGCCCUGAGAAGAUUUCUGACGUACACCUUUCCAUACAGACCCUUCCACAGAACGUCUCGGUUUACAGAGUCAAAUGCUGCUUUUAAGUCAAGACAAACUGUCAUUGUUGGACGCCGAUAAGCAUGUCAGUGUUCUAAGACCUAACGAAUGGUGAAUAUGUGGUCGAUGCAACCACGAUCAGGUCUGAAACCAGCCUGAUUUUCUCGAGUUUGCAGUUCACGAGUCUUUGUUAGGCACCCGAUAAUUAUUGUGGUUAGUAUUUUAGAUGCUAUAUUGGUCAAACUAAUCCCUCUAUGGCUAUCACAGGCUGAUUUUGGUCGUUUCUUAUAUAUUGGGACAAUCAGUGAUUGCGACUAUAUGGAUGGGAUUACAUCCACUUCCCAGAUUUUAGCUAAAAUAUUAGUCAACCUAAUCGCUAAAAUUGGACCCUCAUAUUUGUAUACCUUUGGAGUUAAUCCAUCUGGACUAGCUGCACUUCCUCGUUUCAGAUUAGCUAUAGCUUUUCGAACUUCAUUUAGAGUCGGGGGGCGUAAUUCAAUGUUCCAUUCAAGCUGUUUGGGAAUGGUGUGUAGUUGUAGAGUAGUUGAAGGCCAGCUGAACUGCUCCCUAAAGUAUUCCGCCUAUCGUUUUAAACGUGUAGACUGAGAGCAGAUAAGUGUCAUCUUUUUCCCAGAUAUUGUCACUUGCACUUGACUUCUUUAUUCCUGUCUCUUUUAUUAGUCUGAAAAGCUAUCUUGAGUUACCUACAGCCACUGCCUUUCCUAUCUCAUUUGCUUUCGUUGCCCACCACUGCUCACGGUCAUUCCGUAGACUUUUGGCUAACCUAGAUCUGAUUUGUUUUCUCUCUUCAUCGUGUUCAGAGCCUGAUAGGAUGAGUUUACGAGAAUCUAUCAGUGCAAUAGACUUAGUAGAAAUCCAUUGGUUUUUCUUAACCCUUUGGUUUAAAUCACUAAUAAAUGUCACUACGGUUUCCACAGUUGUUUGUAUAUCUUUCCAAGCAACACCUGGGCCAACCUCUUUUUCAGAACUACCUAAGUGUGACCUCAGUUGUUCCUGGAAUCUACUUUCGACAUCCUCGUCACUAAGAGCAACUCUGAUACGUCUUCUUAUUUUGGUUUUUCUGCGUCCAGCGAGGUGCAAGCAAAUGCGUGCUCGUAUUAGAGCUUGAUCGGAGUUCAAGCAGGUAUUCCGGAAUGAGCGACAAUCUUCUAUCGACCCUCUCCAACGACGACUGAUGGCAAUAUGGUCUAUUUGAGUCCAUCGUUGGUUUGGUGCGAGGGGUCCCCAUGUUAGACGAUGUCUCUCCUUAUACUUAAAAUUAGUGCUUGCUAAACAUAAACGAUUGUCUGAGCCCAGUUGCAACAGACAAUCACCACUAUCUGUUUGCUGAACCGGAACACUAUAAUACCUAAAUGUCCUUCUGUUUGAUUUAAGCUAACUACUUAAGCAUUAAAGUCACCUGCUACGAGUACUAUGUCUGAGCGUUUAGCUUUCUGAAGAAGUUCAGGGAGCUUUCUGUGAAAGUCAUCUUUCACUUCAUCCGGGCUGCAGUGACUGGGAGCGUAGAUAGAAACGACGAAAAGACAACAACGUCUGGCCUUAUCCUUCCGAGUUCUCACAAAGCCAUUUAGCCUAACAGCACAUAAGUGAUUGUUAACAAGGAUCCAUUCUAAUAGUGUUUGUUCUGCCCUCAUACUUAGUGCUAUGCCUACACCCACCAGACCACGGGAACUAGCCAUCGGGUCGCCAGAUGCAUGGAGGGUGUAUCUCAUCGGCUCUCUGUUUUGGCGAGGUGAGGUCAAGUGAAUGGCCACACUAGGAUCCUGUAUGUGUGUUUCGGAGACACAGCAUACAUCAAUGGUACGAGAUUCUAGGGUUUUAGCCAAGGAGGCCUGCUGGCCGAUUUGACAUAGGGCGUGUACGUUGAAGGCUCGAAUGUGUAGUUUGAAGCGAGGUUUCAAUAGACCUGGGGCACUGUUUUGAGCACUAGAAUAGUUGGCCAUGGUGACACUUGAGGAGGAAGUCAAAAUAGUUGAAAGUCGAUGUAGGAGGAAUAAUAGAAAUUGAAGAGGGAGGUUGAUUAUGAAUACAGUGGUCUUGAGUGCUGUUAGGGGUAUGAGGGCGGUUAUCACUUCCCGGUUGCCCACACCGAGGAAGGGUUCUUCUGGAGGUACCUGAAAAGGAAAUUGGGUUAGAGGUGGUCUUAGCGACCUGAGAGCGUGACCGCAGUGCCCCUCACAACUGACGAAGUCGGUUACACACGACCUUUUUGUGAGUAAUUCUCGUGUUUGCUCCAUAUUUGUUGAGACCUUACCACCGGAGGUCCGUGG